Messenger RNA from Rhinopithecus roxellana (golden snub-nosed monkey), 3402 nucleotides. RefSeq names its product XK related 6 (gene XKR6). The transcript has 3 exons. The record is from RefSeq and is a predicted model, not a curated record. Bases 492 to 2417 code for a protein of 641 amino acids. NCBI's taxonomy places the organism in Eukaryota, Metazoa, Chordata, Mammalia, Primates, Cercopithecidae. Gene Ontology annotation, biological process: apoptotic process involved in development; engulfment of apoptotic cell; phosphatidylserine exposure on apoptotic cell surface. Gene Ontology annotation, cellular component: plasma membrane.
GUUAGGGGGCGUUUCUCCAGGCGGAAAGCUGUGAGCUGCGACGCUGAGGAAGGGGACCCCAAAACGUCUGGCACUGCCCCCUCCAGGGAUCACUUUGGACCGCCUCACUCGGCCCAGCCGGAUUCUGAAACGCCGAGGGGUCAACCUGAUGGGUUUCGGGGUCAACGGAAGAGGGGAAGGGGAGCCCUGGCGGGGAGAACCCCCCGGUCCCCCGCCCAGCAGCUGAGGCACAGGAGGGCGGCCAUCUUGGCCGGGAGGGUAGGGCUGGGGAGCUGCGGGCGCCGUGCGAUUGGGGGGCUCGCCCGGAAGUGACGCCAACUACCCGGAAGCGGAGGGGGUUCCCUGGCCCACUCCCCCCUCGUUCGUUUGCUCCCCCGCUUCCUCCCCGCCCCCCUUCCUCUCCAUUCGUUUCCCCCCCUCCCCGUUCCCUGCCUUCUUCCCCCCCCCGCCGUCCCUCCCCCCCAACCUCCGGAGCUGGGAAGAGAGUCAAGAUGGCGGCGAAAUCCGAUGGCGGUGGCGUGGGGGUGGGCUUCGCUCAGCUGCACAACCUGGACGAGGCGGUGGGCAGUGGCGGCGAGGAGGACGGGGAGCCCGGGGGAGGCGGCUGCGGCGGCGGCGGCGACGGCAGCGAGCCCGAAGAGAGCAGCUCGCUGCACAUCUGCCACUGCUGCAACACCUCCUCGUGCUACUGGGGCUGCCGCUCCGCCUGCCUGCGCUCCCUCCUGGGCAAGAAGCCGCGCCGCAGCGCCGCCGCCGACGGGGGGGACCAGCCGCUGCAGCCUCCCGCGGCCCCCGGCGCCGACCGCCAACCCCCGACGCCCUCGGCCGCGCGGCCAGAGCCGCCGCCGCCGCAGGUGGAGCGGCCGUGGCUCGACUGCCUGUGGAUCGUGCUGGCGCUGCUGGUGUUCUUCGGGGACGUGGGCACCGACCUGUGGCUGGCCCUCGACUACUACCGCAAGGGGGACUACGGCUACUUCGGGCUGACCCUCUUCUUCGUGCUGGUGCCGUCGCUGCUGGUGCAGAGCCUGAGCUUCCGCUGGUUCGUGCAGGACUACACGGGCGGCGGGCUGGGCGCCGUGGAGGGGCUCAGCAGCCGGGGCCCCCCCAUGAUGGGGGCCGCCUACGGCCACGUCGCGGCCCGCGGCGUCCCAGGCGCGGGGGUCCCGGCCACGCCGGGGGCGCAGCGCCUGUGCCGCCUCUCCGUGUGGAUCUGGCAGUCGGUCAUCCACCUGCUGCAGAUGGGGCAGGUGUGGAGGUAUAUCCGCACCAUGUACCUGGGGAUUCAGAGCCAGCGGCGGAAGGAACACCAGCGACGCUUCUACUGGGCUAUGAUGUAUGAAUAUGCAGACGUCAACAUGCUGCGCCUCCUGGAGACCUUCCUGGAGAGCGCGCCCCAACUGGUGCUACAGCUCUGCAUCAUGCUCCAGAAGAACAGCGCCGAGACCCUGCCCUGUGUCUCCUCUGCGACUUCCCUGAUGUCCCUGGCUUGGGUGCUAGCCUCCUAUCACAAGCUGCUGCGGGACUCCAGGGAUGACAAGAAGAGCAUGAGCUACAGAGGGGCCCUCGUCCAGAUCUUCUGGCGCCUCUUCACCAUCUCAUCCCGAGUGAUCUCUUUUGCCCUCUUUGCUUCCAUCUUCCAGCUCUAUUUUGGGAUCUUCGUGGUGGUUCACUGGUGCGCCAUGGCCUUCUGGAUCAUCCAUGGCGGAACAGACUUCUGCAUGUCCAAGUGGGAGGAGAUCCUCUUCAACAUGGUGGUAGGGAUUGUGUACAUUUUCUGCUGGUUUAACGUCAAGGAAGGGCGGACUCGAUAUCGAAUGUUUGCAUAUUAUACGAUAGUCUUGACCGAGAAUGCUGCCUUGACGUUCCUUUGGUAUUUUUACAGAAACCCGGAGACCACUGACUCCUAUGCGGUGCCAGCACUGUGUUGUGUCUUUAUUAGCUUUGUGGCUGGGAUCGCACUGAUGCUCUUAUACUAUGGUGUGCUGCAUCCCAUGGGGCCACGAGCUAAGAUCCUUGCCAGCUCCUGUUGUGCCGAGCUGCUCUGGGGCAUCCCUUUGCCCCCCGAUGUUGAGCCCAUGGCGCCUCAGACCCCUGGGUACCGGGGGACCCAGGUUACGCCCACCAGAGCCGUAACGGAACAACAGGAGGAUCUCACGGCUGACACUUGCUUGCCCGUUUUCCAAGUGAGACCCAUGGGGCCCCCUACCCCGUUGGGGCGUCCUUACCUCCCAGAAGGGCCCCUCAUUAAGAUUGACAUGCCAAGAAAGCGAUACCCAGCUUGGGAUGCUCAUUUUGUAGACAGGAGACUGAGAAGGACUAUUAACAUUCUGCAGUAUGUCACCCCCACCGCAGUAGGCAUUCGAUAUCGAGACGGACCACUCCUCUAUGAGUUGCUACAGUAUGAGUCUUCACUCUAAGAGCAUCUUGACCCAAAUUGAGAAGGGGACCUUAAGUUUGGUUUGCGGCAAACACCACUUGCAAGAAAUAUAACCCUCCCUUCCCCCAAUACACAGAACCACCGCCACCACCACCAACACCGCCACACCAACACCACCACUGCAAAAGAAAAAAAAAUUAAUAAGUCACAACCCCUUCAAAUAAGCUUUCUUUCCAGUCGCUGUAUGUAUACAAAGAUAUUCUCUAUGUUUUGUAAGUAAAAACAAAAAGAAAACCUUUCUUUUGUUUUUUACACAUAAGAAACAGUAUUGAAAAAUCCCACGCUAUGGUUCAUAGAGUGGAGAAGGAGGAGUUGUCUCCACUCCAAAAGAAAAAAAACAUGUUUUUUACCUUACACCAAGUGUAGAUCAUUUAUGGGAUUGGUGCUGAUUGAAAGAACAAAACAAAACAAAAGAAACACAAACAAACAAAAACCUUCAACUGCCUUAUGCCCUUAGGUGCUGAGUUUCAUUAAGUACUGUCACGUUUUCUCAUGCAAAACUCCCUGGUGACGUUUGCGCCAGGAGAGGGGAAAUUAAACAAUCAAAUGAAACAAUCUAAAAGUGGAACAAAAACCAACCAACAAAUACAACAUAAAGCAAUGAUUCUUCCUAUCUGAUUAUUUGUAUUGAAGAAAACAAAUUUACCAAAAGCGAAAGCAUAAAACCCCUCCCUCUUUUCAGUUUCUCCCCCUCCUCUCCGGACCUCCUCCCCACUUCGCAGAGCCUUCCAGGAGCUCCAGGGCUGUUUGAAACUCGAAUGGCUGGAGCAGCUACUUGAAGGCUGACUAUGUGCCAUUUUAGCGCUUGCCUAGCAAGAAUCACAUUUGUUUCCCAGUGAAAAGCAAAGCAGAACAAAACAAAAGCCACCCUAAUAAUUCGGUAAGGACAGGACAUUCUAAAGCAAAUGAAAGGAGAUUUCUAUAUACAUAAUCAGUAAUAAUAAAACUCAGCAUAGUAGCAAAAA